Phragmites australis (common reed) is the source of this 1882-nucleotide messenger RNA. Its product is annotated as splicing factor U2af large subunit B. The transcript is spliced from 11 exons. Gene Ontology annotation, cellular component: nuclear speck; nucleus; commitment complex. Bases 99 to 1700 code for a protein of 533 amino acids. The record is from RefSeq and is a predicted model, not a curated record. NCBI's taxonomy places the organism in Eukaryota, Viridiplantae, Streptophyta, Magnoliopsida, Poales, Poaceae. Gene Ontology annotation, biological process: mRNA processing. Gene Ontology annotation, molecular function: pre-mRNA 3'-splice site binding; poly-pyrimidine tract binding.
AAAAAAGGAAAGGAACAGAGCCCCUGCCUGCGAGACAGAAGAGAAGCCCCCCAAACCCUCCGAACCGAAACCCCACGCGGCCCCUCCCGCGACGCGACAUGGCCGACGACCCCAGCGCCGGCGGCGGCGUCGAGGCCGUCCGCGCCGAGGGUGACACACAUCCACGUGAUGAUGGGUUGUCAAAGUCCAAGGAUAGAGGCAGAGAUAGAGAAAAAGACAAGGACAGGGAUCGUCGCAGGGACCGUGACAGAGAUAAAGGAAGGGACAGGGAUCAGGAUCGGGGCAGGGAUCGGGACAGAGACAGGGAUCGGGAUCGCCACAGUAGGCAUCACCGUGAAAGAAAGGAACACAGAGACCGUCCCGACGAUCAUGAUCAUCACAGAGACCGCGAUUCUGAAAGGAGAAGAGACCGCGAAAGAGAUGGGCAUCGUUCUCGUUCUAGGGGAAGGGAGCGCAGAUCUAGGUCUCGCUCUCGUUCAAGAAGCAGCAAGCGAGUUAGUGGAUUCGAUGCACCACCCCCGCAAGCCAUGGCUUCUACAUUUCCAGUGUUUCCAACCCCAAGUCCGUUACCAGGCUCUUCUAUUCCUGGCAUGUUUCCGAACAUGCUCCCUUUUGGUGUUGGUGUUGGUGGACAGUUCAAUCCCCUUGUUAUCCAGCCGCAAGCAAUGACGCAACAGGCUACUCGUCAUGCUCGGCGAGUUUAUGUCGGUGGCCUUCCUCCAAGUGCUAAUGAACAGUCAGUUGCAGUAUAUUUUAAUCAAGUCAUGGCUGCUAUUGGAGGAAACACUGCUGGUCCAGGUGAUGCUGUUCUUAAUGUCUACAUAAACCAUGACAAGAAAUUUGCUUUUGUGGAAAUGAGAUCUGUUGAGGAAGCAAGCAAUGCAAUGGCCCUGGAUGGCAUUUUGUUUGAAGGGGCGCCAGUGAAGGUUAGAAGGCCAACAGACUAUAACCCUUCCCUGGCAGCUGCUCUGGGCCCAAGCCAGCCAAGCCCCAAUCUGAAUCUUGCUGCAGUUGGCCUAACACCAGGAUCUGCUGGAGGGUUAGAAGGUCCAGACCGUAUUUUUGUGGGCGGCCUUCCCUAUUACUUCACAGAAGCCCAAGUUCGGGAGUUGCUUGAAUCCUUUGGACCUCUACGAGGAUUUGAUCUUGUGAAGGAUAGGGAAACUGGUAACUCAAAGGGCUAUGCGUUCUGUGUCUACCAGGACCUCAGUGUCACUGACAUUGCCUGCGCUGCUCUAAAUGGUAUCAAGAUGGGAGACAAAACCCUUACUGUCAGACGAGCAAACCAGGGAUCAUCUCAGCCCAGACCAGAGCAGGAAAGUAUCCUAUUGCAGGCACAGCAACAGGUGCAAUUACAGAAACUUGUGUAUCAAGUUGGAGCGCUACCUACAAAGGUUGUUUGCCUUACCCAGGUGGUAAGUGCAGAUGAAUUGAAAGAUGAUGAAGAGUAUGAUGACAUUAUGGAGGACAUGAGGCUAGAAGCAGGCAAAUACGGUAAUUUGGUGAAAGUUGUGAUCCCACGUCCUGACCCCAGUGGACAGCCUGUCGCCGGAGUUGGAAAGGUGUUCUUGGAAUACGCAGAUAUCGAUGGGGCCGCCAAAGCAAAGACAGCUUUGCAUGGAAGGAAAUUUGGUGGGAACCCGGUUGUUGCGGUCUGCUAUCCCGAGGACAAGUUUGCUAACGAGGAAUACGAUGCAUAAAUAUUUCUCCUCUUCAUCUAUAACAGUAAUCUUUUUUUGCUGCUAGCUUGUUUAAUUACAGCAACGAUGAACGAUUUCUACUCCUAAAUCGAACCUUCUUGUUAGCCACGGAUUUAUGCGGAGCCAGUAGUAUGAAUAUUGAAAGAUAGAUUGCGUGAAGUUUGCUUAAUUCUUAGCCUUCA